Moneuplotes crassus is the source of this 432-nucleotide messenger RNA. The record is from the annotation of a GenBank genome assembly. Lineage: Eukaryota; Ciliophora; Spirotrichea; Euplotida; Euplotidae.
UUUUAAAUUAAUUAAUAUAAAGGACAAUGAUGAUACUAUUAUGUUUAUUCAUCAUUUUCUAAUAAUAGGAGUAAAUUCCUUUUGCCCUUAGAGUACCUCUUCAGCCCAGGUCUUCCUGGGUGAGAGAGGCAUGUUCCUCCUGUUUGUAUGUUCUGAGAAAGUUCACUCCUCUCAUCAGAGCCUCCAAAGAUCUGAUUCCUCGAUCUUAUAGCUCCUUGUUCUCACCCAGAAUUGGUUGAAAAGAGUCCAGCAAAAUUUCUUCCCUGAAUUCUCCUUCCCGGGGCAAGGAGCUUUCUUUGCUUCUGCUUCAGCUCUAAUUUCUCAGAAUUGACCGUUAAGUGUUGUAACUUGCUCUUGCAAGCAUCAAUGAAUGAAUAUUUUUGUUCUUCAAGAGAACUUUUAUUUUUCUGUACUUCCAUAUAUUAUUUUUAA